Messenger RNA from Arctia plantaginis, 378 nucleotides. Lineage: Eukaryota; Metazoa; Arthropoda; Insecta; Lepidoptera; Erebidae. The record is from the annotation of a GenBank genome assembly.
AUGUGUGAGUUUAUAGCGUCGGGAUGGUGCAGCGACGCUGCGGGUUUUGCGACGCAAAUAAUUUGCGCGCCAAUUGACCUUUCGUCGGACGUCGUCGAGCAGUGCGGCGAUGGCGGGCGCGGUCGCACCGGCUCCGUCCAACACGUGCUAUAUAUAGGUACGCGACAACGCGCCACGCCGAGCGAACACGGCCGGCUACGUAGGCAGUUUUUCUUUAUCACCCACCCGAAAGCCUCUCCAGCCUGGAUUUUAUGGAAGCUUUGCCAGAGCCGCCGCCUUUACAGAGACGAAGGCGUCGGGAUGUCGACCCACACCACCCUCCCCAGAUCAAUAUGGUCGCCGCAAGAACACCCUAGUGUGGAGAUGUAUAAACCGUAG